Mytilus trossulus (common blue mussel) is the source of this 1954-nucleotide messenger RNA. RefSeq names its product cholecystokinin receptor type A-like. Gene Ontology annotation, cellular component: plasma membrane. The transcript has a single exon. Gene Ontology annotation, molecular function: neuropeptide receptor activity. The coding region runs from base 429 to 1568 and encodes 379 amino acids. NCBI's taxonomy places the organism in Eukaryota, Metazoa, Mollusca, Bivalvia, Mytilida, Mytilidae. Gene Ontology annotation, biological process: neuropeptide signaling pathway. The record is from RefSeq and is a predicted model, not a curated record.
UUCUCGUAAAUUAUUGAAUCAUUGAUCAGCUCUUAAUCAGUUAUUCUCUAUUGUUAAGCUGGAUUAAUAAGUUAUAGAAUAGAACAAUUUACUGAUAUGAAAUAAUAUAAAUACAUGACUCUCAUUUCAGAUAACAGAACACAACGCACGGAAGUUAUAAAGUCCUUUAAAUAGAAACAGCAAUAUGAUUCGUUUCAGCAGUGACAAUAUUUCAACGUGGGAAGACACUGAAUGCUGGUAAAAUAAAUUAUUUUUUCCGGAUUGAAGAAGUUACGACAACAAACCAAGAUUAUUCGACAUGUGGUAUUGAUUACAAUACAGGACCUUUUUACUACUCUUUUUUAAAAGUAUUUAAAAAGUAUGUUAAAAUGUGAUGAAAUAACUAUGCCGGGAUGGACAGUUAGCUGAAUUUUUUUAAUUUAGACACAAUGAACAGGACUACUUAUGACAAAUUAUCUGAGUGGAAUAAUGAACUAAUACAACAUUAUAUAAUAAAUGAUGUUAUUCUUGGGAUUUAUCUUAUUCUCGGAACAUCUGGUAACGCCAUUGUCGUACUUGUUUAUGCUUUUCGAAUGAAUAAGAAAAAAGAUGACAGAUAUUUCAUCCCCUUUUUGGCAGUUGUUGACCUAUUAGCAUGUGUGUGUAGAUCUUCGUUGGAGUUGGCUAUGAACUUUAACCCUGUACGGUUUCAAGGAAGCGUAUUAUGUAAAGCUGUGUGGUUUCCUACAAACGUAACUGCCAUAGCUUCGAUUUUCCUUCUGUUAGUGAUAGCGAUACAAAGGUACUUGAAAGUAUGUCGUCCCUUUGGACUACAAAUGACGCUUACUUGUAAAAGAUUUUCAUUGAUUGUGUGUAUACUCGUUGCUGUCUCCGUCUCUGCACCAUUAAUAGUAUUCAAUGACGAAAUAGAAGUUAUAAAUCCAGAAACAAAUGUCACUGGAUAUGUAUGUGAUACGGAUGUUAAAUCUCACUAUGGUCAGGGAUUUUUGGCAUACAUAAUUUUCGCAUCCGCAUGCUCAUUGAUUUUAAUGGUGGCUUUAACUAUUUUAAAUAUCUGCAUCGGACGGACAAUUUUUAAACAAUUUAGAGCGAAGCACCGUAGAAAAAGUUGCAAUAAUGUUAUUAGCAGACAUAAAGUUAGUGUAUGUGCUCAAUCUGAUUUAUUGAACGUGGACCAAGACGUGAGUUUAUCAGACACAGAAACAAGUUUUCAACCACAAAAGAAUUCCUCACAAGGUGCUCAGAUAAAUAGUCAAACAAAUAUCAAUUCCAGUACCGAAAGCGAUACCCAGAACCGAUCAAACAUGUCAUUUUCACACCGUUACUCAAUUAUGUUCAUGGCUAUUGGUAUUGCUUUCAUUAUUUCGUACUCUCCUCGUUUGAUUUUGUUGUUUAUAACAUUGCAUGACCCGAAAUUCUUCGGAAAAAUAUCACAAACGAAUCUGACAAUCUUGUCCGUUAUCCGGGAAAUGAAUGUUGUCAACAAUGUAGUAAAUCCCUUUAUAUAUGGAUUCUUCGAUCAUACAUUCCGUAAAGAAACAAGAAAGAUUUGCUUCAAGGUGAAUUAGGAUUAUUGUUUAUUUUAUAUGUAUAUUCAAUAAUGACAAUCAAAUAUGAUCACGUAUAUAGUAAUUUAGAAACUGGUGCAAUGUUUUACAUGUAACUUUGAAAUAAUUUUAUGUACACAUCCAUGCUAAAUGAUAUAUGUUAUACAUUUUGUUGUUUGGUAAGAUUAAAAUUUUAUACUGUCACAUUCUGACAUCCUUUAGUAGCAUAUACCCCUGAAAACGAGAAAUAAAAGAUAACAAAGGGGUACUCAAACUUAAACAAAAUGACAAUACCAAUUUCAAAACCGUAAAACGGACAAAAGUCAAACAACAGUAUGCAAAACACAGAGCAACACAAACCACCCAAAACCUGGGGUUGGUCCGGUGAUCCGGAAAGACUGACAUAU